Messenger RNA from Chara braunii, 6901 nucleotides. Lineage: Eukaryota; Viridiplantae; Streptophyta; Charophyceae; Charales; Characeae. The record is from the annotation of a GenBank genome assembly.
UUUGCGACCUUGGGCGUUUGCGUUCGUUCGUUCAUUCCGUAGACGUCAGCAAUCCACUCCUCGGCUGCCCAAUAGUGUGUCUGAGCUUUGUGCCUUUCCUAAUCGAGCAGAGGAACAGACUUAGCCGAUCGUCGAUCCUUACAAUCGUAUACGAGCAAUUGCCGUUCAUUUCCAUUUGGUCUUUUCUGUCUUCUGUCUUUUCUCAGUGCAAGGCAGGGUUCAAUUUGUGGUCUUGCAUGCUCUGACGAGUGACUUGUCUGACUGCAUCUUGCCGUAAUUACAGUCGGAUUCGUUGAGCGAAUUUCACAAUCGUCUGUACGUCUCAACCGACCACCACCUGGGUUGGGUGGUGGUAUAACUCCAUGCUAUAUCGCAUUUGUGCGACUCUGCAGGACCGUCGAUUCCUUUCAUUUUAGGAAAGCUCCAUUCUGCUUUCCGUCCUGAGCUUUUGCUCAUCUCCCCUCCCCCUCCCCCCUCUCUCUUCUUCUCCCAGCUUGUCCGUCUCUUUCUUCCUCUCGAUCUUCGUCUCUUCUUGAUUAAUCCCCGUCGUUUGUUUGUCCUCGCUCCUUUUUUUGAUCGAUAGAUCAACGGAUCGAGCAUCCGUUUCUGAAGCCGGCGAGGACAGAGAGAUCUUUGAAGAAGAAAAAAAAUCCUAUCCCUUUCGUUUUCCUUGGAUCCAUCCGGUUUCCGUCCGGUUUCCAAAAUAGGUAAUUACUAUUUAGUAAACUAACUGAUCGUUUACGUUGCCUGAGCUAUAGGACUAGUGGCGCGGGCAGCGCGUUACGGGCAUUCAUUUUGCAUCCUAUAUCUCAAGCACAAGUUGAAAUCCGACUCGAUCAGUAGAGGGAAGAUAAGGUGGUGGGGUGAAAGGUCCCUCCCUACUCAUUUGGAAUAGAACCGAACGAAGGAGUUCGUUUCGACAUCAAUUUUGCUCGUUGCCAGGUAUUGUAUCAUAGUACUUCGCCUCCGUUCGAUUCGAGAUAUAGACCUUAGCUUGCUCUGAUUGCUCACGCUCAGAUGCUUCUGUCGUCCAUUAAUAGGGUGAUUAUUAUAGACAUUAUUACUAUUUACUAGUAAGUAAUCUUUUGGAAUUUAGACGUGGUGAGCGGGCAAGGAACGACUUCGUUGAAAUUUUGCUGAGAACGAUCGCUUCGACGUUGAAGUUUGUCUUUUCCGACAAUAUUUUUGACCAUUACAGUAAUAUUCCGUUAGCCUCCGACCGAAACCAUAGCAUUCCGUUAUCAUAUUCCUCCAGAAUUCAGGUAGCUUUUCUUCGUUAGCAUUGUGGGUUAUAUCAUUUUUUUUGCGAUGGCGGCGUCGCACAGUGCGUUCGGUGCAGACACAAUGAUCCUGCUGUUCUUUGUGAGCUUUCUUCUGCUGGUUGGAUCCCCGGUCAGUUCCGUGGCAUCUGCCUCGACAGUGGAAGCAGAGGAGGGCUCUGGCGCACACCGCAAGCUUCGAAUCGAGCGACAGCAGCGGGAGCAGGAGGAGAUGCCAGCGGUACAGAUGAACGUGGGGGAAGAACCGAAGGCAGAGAUGACCUCGGCCGCUCUUAAUGCAGCGGAGGGAAGCCACGAUUCCGCCUUGCGCCAGCGGAGAACGGAGCAAGUCUUCCAGCGCAACUCCGCGCCGGUCACUCGGCGGCGCCUGGAUGCGCUUUCGGGACCGUUGUUGCUCGUGCAAAGGUUCGGCAGCAGCGGCGGCGGCGGAGGCGGAGGUUACUUCGGCUAUGGCCAGAGCACGAGCGGUGGAGCCGGCGGUGAGGUUGUCUACGUCACUAGCUAUGAAGAUUCUGGUAUCAAUACUCUGAGGUACUUUUGCGGGCUCAGCGGCGCCAAGAUCAUCAAGUUUCAGGAGGACUGUACUAUUGCCCUCAAGUCCCGUGUGGAAUGCACGAACGACAAAACCGUUGACGGCUCCGGUUAUCAGGUCAGGAUUACUGGAUGGGGUUUGAGUGCCAAUAGGGUGAGUAAUGUGGUGUUUAGAAAUCUGUGUGUCAAGAACACAAGACUGGAUGGAAUCACUGCCCGCUUGUCUUCAAAUAUCGUGAUUGAAGGAUGCAGUUUUUCUGGAAUUGGAGACGGCGCGGUAGAUAUCAUCACUCAUUCGAGUGGGGUAUCGAUCUUGCGAAAUCACUUCAUGGGCAUUCUGAAGACGAUUCUCGCCGGCAAUUCCGAUUCAGAUUCGGGGGAUAAAUCUAUGACCGUUACUGUCGCAUUUAACCACUUUGACAACUGCGGUUCAAGACAGCCGCGAGUUCGCUUUGCGACGGUGCAUGUUUGCGCGAACGUGUACUCGAAAUGGGGUCAUUACGCGAUCGGAGCGUCCAAGGGCGCGAGACUGCUGGUUGAGAACUGCUUCUUUCAUUCUGGCGGGAAUGAGUAUGUCAACAACUUUCACGAAGGAGAAAACGAUGGCACGGUGAUCGAUUAUCGUAACAACGAGUACAAUGGAGCGAAACUGCUUCUUCAGUCCUUGGGCUCCGUCGACGUGCCAAAUAGCUGUCCGGCAAAGUCUGAAAGCUCCAUCACUAGCGAAGCGGGUGUGCCUUACGCGUGUUAGGUAGAGUGAGAAUAUUGUAAGAGUAAAAGGUCGUGCCGUUGUAGAGAAGAGGAAGAGAGUAGUUGUAAUUGUGUGGAGAGAGAGAGAGAGAGAGAGAGAGAGAGAGAGAGAGAGAGAGAGAGAGAGAUGUUGUACAAGUGCAUGACGUUGUAGAGAAGUGGAAGAGUACUUGUGACUGUUUUCGGAACGUGGAUUAGAAAAGGCUUGUUGUACAAGUGCAUGACGUUGUAGAGAAGUGGAAGAGUGUACUUGUGACUGUUUUCGGAACGUGGAUUAGAAAAGGCUUAUGGCUGAUCGUAGGGAAGAAGAAGCUGAGCGCUUUCUUGCGUGGGCUUAGUUACGUGGAAGGGAAGCCAGUUUGUUGAUCGAUUGUCUAGGUCGGAUUAUGCCAAGCCGUACUAAGGUUGUACUAUUCAGUACACGCAGGACGUUGGGUAACGGAACUUGGUAGUGUGUAUUUUUUAUAUGAUAUGCGCCAGAAACGUGCGUACCGGGGAUCCAACGGCUUAAGUUAUAACGGAGUCAUUGGGAUUUUCAAGAAUGGCUUCAGCUAACGGAACCAUCGGCGUUCUGAAGACCGCGUUUAGCUAACGGAACCAUCGCAACGGAAACAUCGGCAAUGUCAAGACCAGCUUAACGGAAGUAUCGGCAUUUCCAGACCAGCUUAACGGAAAUAUCGGCAUUUUCCAGAUCAGCUUAACGGAAACAUCGGCUUUUUCGAGGCCAGCCUCAGGGAAACAUCGGCAUUUUCAAGACCAGCUUAACGGAAAUAUCGGCAUUUUCAAGACCAGCUUAACGGAAAUAUCGGCAUUUUCCAGACCAGCUUAACGGAAACAUCAGCAUUUUCAAGACCAGCUUAAGCUAGCGGUAGCUGUGGCAUAGUCAUUUUCACGGCCAGCUUAUGCUAACGCAAGCCGUGGCAUUACGACAACCGGCUUAAGCUAAGGUAUGAACAUUGGCAUUGUCGAGGCCAAUACACGACCAUGCAUCGGUCGCCGGGCCCCGUCAGCGCGACUUUAGGAGGCUGGAAACGUGAUAAAGGCGUUGAUGAAAUGUACCGACCGCGCCGGCGGGGCGCCGGGGCCCGACUUUAAGGGUAUUAAAAAAAGUAGAGAUUACCGACCGUGGCUCGGGCCCGAAAUUUCCUGAGUAGGCCACAAGUUUCUUUUCUGCAACGGUCAUUAUGGCUGCGUCUGGACUGGAAAAUGGAUCCAAACAGCGCUACAUGGAUCGGGCAUUAUAUUAGGGUAAAGACGUGAGCGGUUUUAGCUCAUCGCCGCUAGCGGCUUAAGCUAACAUUGAAGCGGUGGCAUUUUCAUAACCGGCAUAAAUCAACGGACGCAUUGGCAUUGUCCAGGCCAAGAUCUAUAGGCCAAGAGCUAUAGGCCAGGAGAGAUCUAUAGGCGAAGAGAGAGCUAUAGGCCAAGAUAGAGGUAUCGGCCAAGAGUUGUAGUUAGUUUAUUGGAUUCGAGGCGGGAUGCUAUUCACGUGCUUCAUCGAUCGAAUCCGAAAACCAUGUCGUCGCUAUUGUCGACCGCUCAUCAAUUUUUUUUUUUUAAUUACUUUUUUUCUGGGACCGCUCAUCAUUAUCGAACGCUCUCAUGAGUAUAGAUCGACUUCUUUGCAUUCCGGGAAAAGGAGGUGAUUGGAAGAAGGUUACGUGAAAGUUCGGCUGAAGCUGAGCUGUGGUGGGUGAAGGAAGGCUAUGCCCCCCGCCACCACCCCCACUCCGUCGUUGGACUUAUUCUCACGAGUUUGUCUUCCCUUAUCUUAAAUACCGUUUACUAGUACCGAGGAGACUAAUAGCUUGUCGAUGGGCAAAGUUGAAGGAGUAGGGGACUUCGACGAGGAGAGAAGGGAGGGGACUUCGACGAAAGGAGGGAACUUGAAGGAGGAAGGAACUUCUGGAAAAUGAGGGAAGCUCAAAGAUGGAGCAAGCAGGAUUCUUGCUGACGUCCGACUUAUCAUCUUCAGUUUUGUCUGCAAUAAUAUGUUAUUUAUCCCUGAUAACGUUGUAAGGAGAUUAAUAGUUCAUCAUGUUUAUCGUCAAAGCUACAAAAUAAUAAUAAUAAGAAUAAUAAUAAUAAGAAUAAUAAUAAGAAUAACAAGAGUAAGAAGAGUAAUAAUAAGACUAGAGGGAUUAUUAUUAUUAGUACGGAAAAUACAUUGAUUAUUAGUACAGAGAAUAUACAGGGAUCUUGGAGCACCUUCCUUCUUCUUCAGGACUACCAAGAUCUGCGAUGACGAGUUUUUUUUUUUUUUUUUUUCAUUUCUUUCAAUAUCUUUAGGCAGGUGUUAACCAAUCUGCGGCCGAAGCUGUUGUGGGGGGUUUGCCACAAUAGUGUAGAAAAGUUUUUUUUUUUUUUUUUUUUUUUUUUCGUGGAAGGAAUGUGUAGAACAGUAAGUAGUCUGUCCGAUUUAUUGAUUUUUCCAGUUUUUUUUCUUUGUUUUUUUUUCUUCGGGGAAGAAAUGUCAAGCACUCGUGAUAUGACCAAGGCGUAGCGGACGCGUUGAUUGAUUUAUUGAUUUUUCCAGUUUUAAUCAGAGACUGAUGCCGAGAGAGAGAGAGAGAGAGAGAGAGAGAGAGAGAGAGAGAGAGAGAAAUGGCUGACGACGUCGGACGCUGAGGGCUGCAUUGGAUCUGUAAGUGAUCUGCGAGUACGUGGUUGUUGGUCGAUUUAUUGCAGACUGGAUUUUCUGCGCAUAUCACUCACACGAGGAGGUUUUCGACUGCUCUCUGGGCGUAUUUCCGGUCACAUUCAUUCGGUACCGGCCCGUACUUGAUGUUAGAUACAUCCAGCAGCGAUGCCCUCCGUAGCGUGAGCACACUCCCGUUCUCUCAUAAUGAGAUGGUAGGGAGUGGGUUGGACGCCCAUCGUUUUUUCUUGGUAUUCUCGGCUAUCGUCUCCGUGAAACUUCUCGUGAAACUUCGUCCGUGCACGGGAAUCGCUUGACGAGAUUAUGAGGCCUUUCUCACGUGGCGACUUUCUUAGAUGUAUGUGACCGCAAUUACAGCCAGCCAUGGAUGCAUCGGACCGCAAUUACGUCCACAGAGAAGUCGUAAGAUGUCAUUCUCAGUACCCUGAAAGAGGGCCCACGGUGCAAGAGUUUGGGAAGCCCUGAAAGAGGGCCCGCGGCGCAGGAGUUUGGGAAUAAGGCCCAUUAUAAGGGACGUGAGGAAAAAGUGGCGUGAAUUGCGCCUUGAGCUUCACCAGUGUUUGUUCUUGAAUCUCGACGUGCUCUAAGCAGAGGUUCAGCCAAGCAGAUCAGUUGUGAUUACCUGCACCUCUUCCACAUUCACGUCCAGAUUCAGGCGUUCGUUUCAGUUCUCUUUGCUACGCACAAGGAGUUUCUCUCGGACUGUUUGCAUACAGGGAGAAAGACUGUGAGUGCUGUUGACGAAAGCCGCAGAUCACAUCGACGCAGAAUCGAGUCCUUAGUAGGACCCAUGGUGACGUGAAGAAAUUCGGAUCCGAGCGGAGUAAGGAAGAGCUUUCAUCGAACGGACUCCAGAAGUGACAACGUAAUUGCUGUUCAAGAAAUCAGGAGGUGAAGGAGAGACUCUGCGUGCAGGUCUUUCAGACUUCUGUUCAAGAAAUCAGGAGGUGAAGGAGAGACUCUGCGUGCAGGUCUUUCAGACUUUCACUUGUUUAUCCGUUGGUUUGUAACAAUGAACCGCGUACGCGAGAAUAUAGCUCUUUUCUCUCUCUCUCUCUCUCCCUCUCCCUGUCUUUUAGUAUCUAAGGUUUUCGUCCCCUGUGUUUGCUUCCAUUUCUCUCUCUCUCUCUCUCUCUUUUCACAGGCACGAGGUCUUAGUCCUCUUUGAGUUUGCUUUACUUUCUCUCUAAACUCUCUCUCUCUCUCUCUCUCUCUCUCUCUCUCUCUCUCUCUCUCUCUCUCUCUCUCUCUCUCUCUCUCUCUGUGUUUCUCCGGGAGGAGAAGAUUUUAGUUCAGUCUGGAGUGGAGACGCCACUACCUAAGUGCUUUGCUUUUUCUGAUGUGCAAUUAUUGGUUGGCCGAUCGUUGAUUGGUGCUAUUGGCAAAUGCUUGAUCUCUGUAGAGGAACUAUCUAGAGGCUGGAAAGGACGAGAUUUGAAGAUGAGAAUUCUUUCGACGGCGGGUGUGAAGAGUGGGUGAGGCUCCAUCUUCAACCUUUCCGUCUUUGUAACAUAGAGGUUAGGUGCGUCUGCCGCCGUCCGUCUUCCUUGUUUCUUCCGCAGUCCGUUUUAGGAAAAUUCUUACGACGGUACUGUGUAACAGUAGUAUUCUAAGCUGCUUCUUCUUCGCAUUCUUUUUUUUUUCUUCUUCUUUUGGCAAGUGUAAUCGAUUUAUAUCGCUC